ACAAACCAUCACUUCCACUUGAGUUCUUCUCCGACCAACUGGACAGCCGAGCACCCAGCAACAUGAAACUCUUGUUGAUCUGCGCCCUUGUCGCCGCUGUGGCCGCUGACGUCAGCCACCUGCCCUCCAACCAGUACCUGCCGCCCUCUUACGGCGCCGCCUCCGCUCCGGUGGCCUCCUACUCGGCCCCGGCUGAGUCCAGCUACUCGGUUGCCGCUUCGGCUCCAGCUGUCUCCUACUCUGCUCCCGCUGCCACCUACACCGCUGCCGCUUCUGCUCCGGCCGUGAGCUACUCGGCUCCUGCUCAGAGCUACUCUGCCCCAGCUGCCACCUACACCGCUGCCGCUUCUGCCCCAGCUGUUUCCUACGCCGCUCCUGCCCAGAGCUACUCUGCCCCAGCUGCCACCUACACCGCUGCCGCUUCUGCCCCAGCUGUGUCCUACGCCGCUCCUGCCCAGAGCUACUCUGCCCCAGCUGCCACCUACACCGCUGCCGCUUCGGCCCCAGCUGUGUCCUACGCCGCUCCUGCCCAGAGCUACUCUGCCCCAGCUGCCACCUACACUGCUGCCGCUUCUGCCCCAGCUGUGUCCUACGCCGCUCCUGCCCAGAGCUACUCUGCUCCUGCUGCCACCUACACCGCUGCCGCUUCCGCCCCAGCUGUGUCCUACUCUGCUCCUGCUGCUGAAUACUCUGCCCCUGCUGAGAGCUACGAGACCGCUGCUUCUGCUCCUGCCCACACCUUCUCCGCCAGCGAGGGAUACCGCUACAAGACCCAGCGUCGUCGCGUUGUGCGCCGCCACCGUCGUGAUGUAAGCCACCUGCCAUCCAGCGAGUACCUGCCCCCUGUCCAGGGUGCCGCUUCUGCUCCCAGCUCUGAGUACCUGCCCCCAGCAGCCUCUGCCCCUGCUCCAGUCUACUCUGCUCCUGCUCCCAGCUACACCGCCGCCGCUUCUGCCCCAGCUGUGUCCUACUCGGCUCCUGCUCCCUCUUACACCGCCGCCGCUUCCGCUCCUGCCGUGUCCUACUCUGCCCCCGCUGGGGAGUCCUAUGAGACCGCUGCCUCUGAGCCCGCUCACAGCUUCUCGUCGAACGAUGGAUACCGUUACAAGACCCAGCGUCGUCGCGUUCUGCGCCGCCACCGUCGUGAUGUGAGCCACCUGCCCUCCAACGAGUACCUGCCCCCAGCAGCCUCUGCCCCGGCCCCAGUCUACUCGGCUCCUGCUCCUUCCUACACCGCUGCUGCUUCUGCCCCAGCUGUGUCCUACGCCGCUCCUGCCCAGAGCUACUCUGCUCCCGCUGCCACCUACACCGCUGCCGCUUCCGCCCCAGCUGUGUCCUACGCCGCUCCUGCCCAGAGCUACUCUGCUCCCGCUGCCACCUACUCCGCUGCCGCUUCCGCCCCAGCUGUGUCCUACGCCGCUCCUGCCCAGGGCUACUCUGCCCAGAGCUACUCUGCUCCCGCUGCCACCUACACCGCCGCUGCCUCUGCCCCAGCUGUGUCCUACUCCGCCCCAGCUGCUGAGUACUCUGCCCCCGUAGAGUCUUACGAGACCGCCGCCUCUGCUCCCGCUCACUCCUUCUCCGCCAGCGAGGGAUACCGCUACAAGACCCAGCGUCGUCGCGUCCUCCGCCGUCACCGCUACUAAACGGAUUUGCCGUUGAGGCUCCCAUAAAAACAAACCGGACCAAAUCUCGUUUUUGGCUCCCGGGUUUUUCAGUCACUUGUUACCGAAAAUUGUUAGGGAACGAAAUGAAUAAAAAU
Messenger RNA from Drosophila bipectinata, 1762 nucleotides. RefSeq names its product ice-structuring glycoprotein. The record is from RefSeq and is a predicted model, not a curated record. Gene Ontology annotation, cellular component: RNA polymerase II transcription regulator complex. Gene Ontology annotation, molecular function: transcription coactivator activity. Lineage: Eukaryota; Metazoa; Arthropoda; Insecta; Diptera; Drosophilidae. Gene Ontology annotation, biological process: positive regulation of transcription by RNA polymerase II.